AUGCCUGCCAACGCAGCCCAGGCGCACGAAAAACUCGUGCCAGGCCAGCUGCUGCAACUUGCAGACAACGGCACACCUACUAUCGUCACCCCACUCUGCAACGAGGGCAGCCUCAACGCGUCGAUCCACACAUACAAGGACAAGGGCUACUUGCCCUACUUCACGCGCGCGGUAAAGGCUGCGCAGCAGGCUCUCGUCAAUGAGCUCCGCGCCGCGGGCGUCGAAGUACCGAACGGCGCUGAGGCGUCUCACCUGGAGGGGGUAUGCGGCGUGCAUUGCCGUGAUGAGGCCAACUGCAGCCAUGUACUAGAUAGCGAGCACAUCACAGGGACCCUGUACGAUGAGGGCACCAACGAUACACGCAUGAUUGUUGCCUGCGACCCUAUUCAGACAAAACUACGGGACGACUGCGUCGAGUGCUUCCCCCGCGUGAACAAGGUGAGCGGGUGGGAAGAGCUGGUGGUGCGGGUGCACCUCUUUUACCUCAACACCACCCCGUGCAUGAGCGUGCAGGACAGGCGCGCGCGCCUUGUCACACAGAAGCACUUCGUGCCAAAGAACACGCGCACGUUCCAGGGCUACCACGUCUUCAACUACGCCAAGCGCGGCAGCUCGGCGCGGACGCCGCACUUUGAGUCCAUGUUCCCCUACACGCCCAAGAACACGAAGUGUAAAGGUUUCACGCUGGGGAGGAAGUGCACCGCCAUUACAGUGGAGUCGGUGUUCGUGCGCGACCCGGCGCGCCAGCAGCGCCCCUUCUAUGCUGAAGACGCAGAGCAAGCGCGCGUGUACUUCUCCCAUCUGUGUGUGGACGCCUUCGUCACGGACGAUGAGCUGGUGGAGCACUUCCCACUAGAGUCGAUGGACGCGGCUGCCAUGCCGGCGUUCACCCACGACCGCGACGCGGAGAAGUACCAUGUGCUGGUGCGUCUGUACCUGUUGGCGCACGAUCAGAACUGGACGGCGACGCAGCCGCACGGCUGCCCGCACCCGCUCGGCGGCUGCGUGAGCCUACCGGUGCUGUUCCGAUCCUGCGCAACGGAGGUGAUCGUUCCGGACGCGUGCAGCCGCAAGUCGCAGAUACUGCUGCAGCAGCGCCUGCUUCCGGAUGUGGAGAUGCAGGUCACGCGCUUCUGCUUCCGCCGCGUCGUGAGCGAGGUGCUGCGCCAGCGCGUCGUGGCAGCGGCUGCGGACACCCCCGAGCGCUACAUCCCUGUCGUUUGCUACAUGCCCCACGGUGACCGUGUGCCCGUCUUCACGGACAAGCAGGUCAGUGUUCUAGCGCGCCUGUACCCGCACCUCGGCAUCCGCAGGCCCACCAGCCGCCGCGAGUGGGCACACCUCAGCCGCACGCUCUACCAGCACGGCAUUUCGCUGUUUGACACUCUCGCCGCGGUCGGUGUUCCGCUUCGCGACGCGCAUGGCGCCGUCAUCGACACCGACGCCUACGUGCCCUACACCCCGGACAUGGCCGACGACUACUUCCUCGUCAUCGCCAACCGUCCGCUGCGCGACUACAUCUGCGUCACGAACCAGCGCUGGCUGUGCGAGCAGCUGCUGCUGCCCGACCACCACCCGCCCGUCGGCGCGUGCGCCUUUGCAGCCUGGGUACGCUACUGGAACGCGAUGGUGCACCUGAAGCACGAACUGGAGAAGCAGGUGAACUUGGACACGGUCAGCGCGCACCUGGGGCUUCGGCUGCCGGCCGGCGAGACGGGGCAGCGCGCGGCGUGUCUGGUGAACGGCGUCGUGACGGAUACCAAAGGCGGCUUGAUCUUCCCAGACCUGGGCGGUUGUCGCUUCCGCGACAAGGAACACGUCGGUGCGCUGCUGCCUGGUGCGCCGGUGCUAUACAUUUGUAGGGCGGGCCGGAAGCUGAACUUCACGUACGUGCAAACGCCAAUGCGCUUUGUUCGAGGGCUGCCGUUGAAGCAGGCGAAUGAGCAACGGCCAGCGCAGGACGUGAUAGCGGCCGCUAACGCCCCCGCCAAUCGCGGUGGUGGCACAUACGGAGGUGGACAAGGUGAAGAUGGACGAAGAACUAGCGUGGCGAUUCAUGCGUGA
This is a messenger RNA of Leishmania mexicana MHOM/GT/2001/U1103, 2064 nucleotides long. RefSeq lists its product as hypothetical. The record is from RefSeq and is a predicted model, not a curated record. Lineage: Eukaryota; Euglenozoa; Kinetoplastea; Trypanosomatida; Trypanosomatidae. Bases 1 to 2064 code for a protein of 687 amino acids. The transcript has a single exon.